AAGUGUUUUACCCGUUAAGAUGGCAAGUGGUAAAGUUCAAAUUGCACAAGUGUACAGAGGAACAUUUCUACAUUCCACCCAAAAUGCACCUCUAGAAAUUUUGGAGGACAGGAUUUUAGGAGUCGGUACUGAUGGCAAGAUUUCUUUCAUUGAGUCUGCUGAGAAAACUGACAGCCUCUCUGAGACAUGGGGAUUCCAAAUAUCAGACAUGCAACAACUAGGAUCAAGUGAAUUCUUCAUGCCUGGUCUGAUCGAUACACACAUCCACGCUGCCCAGUACAGCUUCAUGGGUACCGCCCUAGAUCUGCCACUGCUACAAUGGUUGGAAACCUACACCUUCCCCGAAGAAUAUAAAUUCCGGAAUCUGGAUUAUUCAAGGAAUGUCUAUACAAAAGUUGUGGAAAGAACCCUUAGCAACGGUACUACUACAGCAUGUUACUUUGCCAGCAUAUACACAGACUCCAGUCUUCUUCUUGGAGAGAUUGCAGCAAAAUUUGGACAGCGAGCUCUGGUGGGCAAAGUGUGCAUGGAUGUCAAUGACUCUCUGGAAGAUUACAGAGAAACUACAGAAGAGUCACAGGAGGAAACCUAUCGGUUCAUUACCGAAUUAUUGAACAGAAAUUAUCCGCUGGUGAAGCCCAUCAUUACACCACGCUUUGCUCCAUCCUGCACUUCAGGCCUGCUCAGGCAGUUGGGGGAGAUGGCAGAGGACAAUGACCUGCAUGUCCAGAGUCACAUAAGUGAGACAAAAGAUGAAAUGGAGCUGGUGAAGACGUUGUUUCUUGAAGCCCAGUCCUACACAGAUGUGUAUCUCAAUCACGGCCUUCUCACUAGCAAGACCGUGAUGGCUCAUGGCUGUCACCUGACUGAUGACGAGCUGGUUAUCUUCAGAGACACAGGGGCUUCCAUUGCUCACUGUCCCAACUCCAACAUCUCGCUGUGCAGUGGCAUGCUGGAUGUCCGCAACGUUCUGAAGCACAAUGUGAAACUGGGCCUUGGAACAGACAUUGCUGGCGGGUGCUCGGUCUCCAUGCUCGAUGCCAUCCGGAGAACGAUGGAAACCUCUAAAGCCUUGAAGAUUAACAACCCUGAACACGAAUGCCUCUGUAUUGACGAAGUCUUUAGACUGGCCACACUGGGGGGAAGUCAAGCCCUGUCCCUGGAUAAGGAAACAGGAAAUUUUGAAGUGGGGAAGGAUUUUGAUGCGCUGCGCAUAGACCCCACAGCUUCCGAGAGCCCAUUCGAUGUCUUCAGCGAUGAUGACAUCAAAAUUAUCUUGGAGAAGUUCUUGUAUUUGGGUGACGACCGCAAUAUCAAGGAGGUGUUUGUCGCAGGCAGAAGGGUGGUGCCGUUUGGGGAUCCCAUCUAGCUACAUGCUUCUUACACUUAUUCAUGGAUUCAUCCAACUUUUUUUGAAGGCUGUGAUCAAUAUUUAAAUAUUAUAAAUAUAGUUCUAUGACUCGUGUGAGACUGUGUGAAAAUGUGGGCUAUCUGGGAGCACGCAGAAAUGUGGACUGUCUGGCAGGGAACUGGGAGGGAGCAAAACUGUGGACUGUCUGGCAGGGAGCUGGGAGCGAGCAAAAAUAUGGAGUGCCUGGGGGGUCACCGAGAACCGGGUUAAGGGACACUGACCUUUACUUUCACAAGUUUCUACAAAAUAAAGAAAAAAAAUGACAGGGAAAGUUGCUUAUAACUGAAGGAUUAUCCAAUGAACUGUACAGAAAUAUUAUUCUUAACAUAAAUGAGCAUAACAUUCAUAGAUAUAACAUGCUAUAACUGAAAGAAAUGAAAACAUUUGCCUUAACAUAUAUUUAAUGCAUUAUACCUGCCUGUGGGCUGCAAUAUAUCAAUCAACAUGCACUUUGCAGGAGAUCUUCCUCCAUGAUCGUGUAUCAAACUUGAAAGUUAAAUUCAGCCAUUUUGGAUUUCCUAUAUAAACAUACAAGAAAUCAUUGACCCUGAUUUUCUUAAUGAGACCAAGUUUAACACACAUGAAAGAUUCCUGGUGUUUCUGACUCAUGUAUGACCUCGCUACAAUUAAGAUUUAGUCAAGCGUGUGUGAUUAUUUAACGAUCUUUCGUCUGUUUCCCUUCCCCUGGUUUUUGUACUUUUUUGACUCCUCUCCAGUACCAAAGAUUUCCUUUCAGGCAUCUGCAGCAAACACCUGACAUCGGAAGGGACCAAGGCUAUUGCUCUGUGAUAACCUUGAAUUUGUUAUUUGCACAUUAAUUCUAGCUAAUUAAAACCAUAUGCUAAUUAAAAGCAUAUUAAAACUGUAUACCUGUAAUUCAAUUAUAUAGUUUUUAUGGGACAAAUACUAUUAGUUUACUAAUGAUGUAAUUCACCUAAUUUAAGUGACUUUAUUCAUGAUUAAAGUUUUUUUAUUUCAAAUAUUAAUUAUUACUUGACACCAUCAAUAUAAGAGCAUUUUUUUAUGUUUAUUGUGUUCUCACCUUUCACCUUAAAAAAAGGUUGCUAAGAGAAGCACUUUCUUUCUGUAAAUGGUGGUACAGAUCGCGAGGUGGCAUAGUGGUACAAUUGCUAGCACUGUUGCCUCAAACCAAUUGAGGCUCUAUUUGUGUAGAGUUUGCACGUUCUCCCUGUAUCACUGUAGGGUUGUCUCCAGGGCAGGGGUGGCCAAUCUUAUCCGCAAAGGGCCGGUGUGUCUACAGGCUUCCACUGCAACUCCCUAAUUAGGUCACUAAUUAGAGAAGUGAUUGGCUGAAGAGUCCUCACACCUGGGUUUGAACAGCUGACCUAAAGGUCAUCCCAAAAACCUGCAUAUACACCGGUCCUUUGCGGAUAAGAUUGGUCACCCCUGCUGUAGGGUCUCUGGUCCCUCCCCCCAAAAAAAAAAAAAAAAUAAAGACACACACUAAAGUGAA
Messenger RNA from Brienomyrus brachyistius, 2885 nucleotides. It is a transcript of the gene gda, whose product is annotated as guanine deaminase. Gene Ontology annotation, biological process: guanine catabolic process. Bases 20 to 1369 code for a protein of 449 amino acids. Gene Ontology annotation, cellular component: cytosol. Gene Ontology annotation, molecular function: zinc ion binding; guanine deaminase activity. The record is from RefSeq and is a predicted model, not a curated record. The transcript is spliced from 14 exons. NCBI's taxonomy places the organism in Eukaryota, Metazoa, Chordata, Actinopteri, Osteoglossiformes, Mormyridae.